Molecule: messenger RNA, 1542 nt
Organism: Adineta ricciae
Lineage: Eukaryota; Metazoa; Rotifera; Eurotatoria; Adinetida; Adinetidae
Source: the annotation of a GenBank genome assembly
AUGAAUCUAUUCGAAUAUCCGUUGGAGAACCAUCUGAUCAUGAAAAGUGUCAAGAAAAAUCGUGUCUUACGUUUGAUAGACACCCCUGGUGUUGGUGAUGUACGAGGUGUUGACCAAGAUACUACAAAUUGCGACCAUAUUCUCAGCUAUUUGAGUCAGUAUGAACAUUUGAACGGUAUUUGCAUGUUAUUUAGACCAAAUGAAGAGCGAUUAACUGUUGGCUUUCGUUUUUGUUUCAAACAAUUGUUGACACAUCUGAAUAUAAACGCAGCGGAAAACCUUAUGUUUGUAUUCACAUCCGGAAAAACAACAUUUUAUCGGCUUGGUAGCACAACGCCUUUAAUUAAAGAACUUCUCAGAGAAAUCAAAGAAUUAUGGAGUACUGAUAUACCUUUCAAUGUGCACAACUCAUUUACCUUCGAUAAUGAAGCAUUUCGACUUUUAGCGGCGCAUAAGAAUAACGUUUCCGUACCAGUCCAUGAUAGGACAAGUUACGAUAAAAGCUGGGAGAAAUCUGUGGAAGAAACUGUUCGACUGCUAAAAAAAAUCAAUCAGUGUGGACUACACGCCGUACGUGACAGCUUAUCAAUAAAUACGGCCCGUCAGUUAAUUCGACAACUUGCACGUCCAAUAGGUGAAAUAGCACGGCUUAUUCAAGAAAAUAUAGUUCAAGCUGAACAAGGCAAACAAAAUAUAUUGAAUCGUUCUACAAAUGCUGUUCCAGCGACCAUAAUACAGAAAGCAGGGAAAAGUAUUCCGCUUGAGUAUCCAAGAACAGUUUGUACAACUAAAGACAAAUGCACAGAGAUGAUUACUGUUGGCACUGGCACGAAAGUCAACUAUAAAACCCACUGUCAUUCACGUUGUUAUUUAUCUGGUGUUUCGGCAGAAUCUCUGGGACAUCCAAUCUUACAAAAAUGUUCUGCUAUCGACAAAAAAACAGGCCAAUGCAAAAAUUGUGGAUGUCGUUGGAGUGCACAUAUGCACAUUACAUAUGUAUAUGAGACAUACAACACCUAUGUCAAAAUCAACGACUGUACUCUACGUACAGCCAUGGCAGAUAUUGAUAAUCUCGUUGAAGGUUUGCAGCGAGAACAAGCAGCUAUCGUUGACAUCUGCAACCAACUGAUACGGUUCGUGCGAAAACAUUCAAUGAUUCCCUAUAAUGACGAUGUUACUCAGUACAUACGUUAUUAUAUUCAUGAGGAGGAAAGUAAAUAUCAGAAUGGUGCUAAUAACAAAGGUGUUCUUGAGGGAUUAAAGAAAAUGGUCGAAGAUCAUGAACAAGCUACGAAAUUAUUCAAAGAAACUUCAACGAAUAGAAAAUUCAGUAUAGCAGACGACAUCUCAGAUUGUGAAAAUGUUUUUACUUUGGUCAGCAAGCUAUACGACUUACCUAUAAAUGGCGCAAGCAUUCGAGAACAAGUUGAGCGAGUGCAGCAACAUCAAGUGGAUGUUACUCAUCAACGAGAACAUAUAAUUAAACCUUCACUUUACACAAAUACACCCAUAGUGCAAGUUCUUAACGAACUGAACCGUUAA